This is a messenger RNA of Aureobasidium musti, 2316 nucleotides long. The record is from the annotation of a GenBank genome assembly. NCBI's taxonomy places the organism in Eukaryota, Fungi, Ascomycota, Dothideomycetes, Dothideales, Saccotheciaceae.
AUGCUGCCGACUCAACAUAUAUCAACCCGCCAGCUGAUGCGCCCGGGCUUGCCCAGGGUGUAUCGUGUGGCAUGUGCUCAAGGACUUCGCCACAACUCUUUGGAAGCAGGAGAGAACAACACUGGUCAUAUCAGUGUCGAUUCCAAGGAAGGCGUGCUGUUCUUCAACACUAUUGAUCCUCAAAAAGUCAUCAAGGGAGCACAAGAAGCUACUCCUGGCAAGCCAGUGCAGGCGAACGUCGUCGAAGUACUGCCCCGAGUCAAGGAGGGCGGUGCUUUCGUCAAGUUCACAUAUGACUCUGGCUCAAAGCUAUCCGACAUCGAAGCCGCUGUACAGAAACAUCUGCAAGAUCACCAGGUAAAGCCUUGGUGGGCGCCUAUUACCAAUGUCCGAGCAGGAUUGGUAAAGGGUAAACCAUGGGUCGAGGAUCUGUACCGCUUGCCUAGCCAGCGACUGAGAAUUGAGUUCUUGCCUACUGCUCCUGGAGGCGAGGUUGCGGAACUGUCUCAGGAACAGCUAUAUGCUUUCUUCAGACCUUACGGAAAGUUGGCAGAUAUCAUCUCUCAGCCUUCUGACUCGAAAGUCCUACCAAAGUUUGCCAACAUUGACUUUACGACACUUACANNGAACUGUUUGCAUGGUUAUGUUGUUUCCGAAGAACAGGGUGGUGGUAAACUAGGAACAGUGUUCCGAAUCAGUUAUGAAAGGAAGCANAAAGCACGAUGGUUUAUCGACUGGCUCACGAACCAUCCCAGAAUAGUCAUUCCUGCUAUCGCCGCUCUAGUCGCAGGUUUCACUGUUGCAGUCUUCGAUCCUAUUCGUACCGCAUUCAUCAAAGGACACAUUACUCGUACGCUUCACCUCGAAGACAACAGAGUCUAUCGCUGGUUCAAGAAGCAGGCAAGCGACCUUCUUGAUGUUGUGCGCCUUAGAUCGCACACUCCCGAUGAAGCUGGAAUGGAAGCUAUCUGGGAAGAUCAGAAGGGUAACAUCAAUCAAAUCAGAACCUGGCUUAUGGAAACGGCAGACACAUUCAUCGUGGUCCAGGGGCCGCGUGGGUCUGCAAAGCGAGAGUUGGUCGUUGACCAAGCCUUGAAAGACCGCAAGAAUAAGUUGAUCGUCGACUGCAAGCCUAUCCAGGAAGCACGCGGAGACUCAGGUACCAUCAAUGCCACAGCGGCAGAGGUUGGCUACAGACCGGUAUUUUCAUGGAUGAACUCAAUCAGUGGACUCAUUGAUCUCGCAGCCCAAGGAGCAACUGGUGUCAAGACUGGAUUUUCUGAAACUUUGGACUCUCAGCUUAAUAAGAUUUUCACGAACACACAGACUGCUUUGNNGAAGCAAAUUGCUCUCGAUGGAAGAAAGAAAGAUGACAGAGAUGCCAAUCUCAGCGAUGAUGAGUAUCUUGAAGCACACCCCGAGAGACGACCUGUCGUUGUCAUCGAUAACUUCCUGCACAAGAGCCAAGAAGGCACUGUAGUCUACGACAAGAUUGCUGAAUGCAAGUCGCUAUCUAAAGCUCUGCCAGACCGCGUGUUCCGCCAAAUCAGUCUUUCCGACACUAGUAUCGAGGUCGCUAAGCGUUUCGUCAUCAACCACAUUGACUUCGAAGCUGAAGACGCAGAAGCUGGUAUCAAGCAGCUGACUCCCUCGCAACGUCGCAAAGAUCUUGGAGAACUUGACAGCGUACUUCCUGCUCUAGGUGGUCGUCUCACAGAUCUCGAGUUCUUGGCCCGCAGAAUCAAGGCUGGUGAGACACCGCGCAAGGCCGUCCGCGAGAUUGUUGAGCAAUCUGCUAGCGAGAUUCUGAAGAUGUUUGUACUGGGUCAGGAAGACGGUAGUCGUCAAUGGACACCACAACAAGCCUGGCUGCUUAUCAAGCAGCUCGCCAAAGACCAAAGCAUACGCUACAACGAGAUCCUGCUAUCAGACUCGUACAAGACUGGUGGCGAGAAAGCACUUGCGGCUCUCGAACAAGCGGAACUCAUCGCCAUUCAAUCAUAUAACGGUCGUCCAUACGCCAUCAAGCCCGGUCGUCCAGUCUACCAGCCUGCGUUCGAAAAGUUGACUCAGGAUAAGGUCCUUCUGUCACGCAUGGAUCUCGCAGUCUUGGCAGAAGGCAUCAAGGCCGAAACACAGAGUAUCGACAAGUACGAGCAAGAAUUGCACCUCUUGGGCGAGUUGCCACGCCAGCCUGCAGAGUUGACGAGCCGUGUCAACUAUCUCUUGUCUAAGAUCAUGGCUAGUCAAGCCAAGGUCGAGGCUUACGAGAAGCAGAGUGGAGAACUUAAGAAGAUCUUGACUUCAGAAUACUAG